Messenger RNA from Miscanthus lutarioriparius, 1572 nucleotides. The record is from the annotation of a GenBank genome assembly. Lineage: Eukaryota; Viridiplantae; Streptophyta; Magnoliopsida; Poales; Poaceae.
AUGGCCGUGGAGGCUGUGUCCGGAAAUGGCUCCGAGGCGGUUGCGCCGGCGCCGGCGAAGGAGGUGAGCGCCAAGGAGGCGGUUGCGGUGCCCAAGAACGCGUCGUUCAGGGAGGAGAGCAACUUCCUGGACGAUCUCAAGGAGAGCGAGCGUAAGGCGCUCGCCGAGCUCCGCGACAAGGUCGAGGCGGCCAUCAUGGAGGGCAAGCUGUUCGACGACGGCAAGCCGGAGGCGAAGGAGAAGGGGGAGGCCAAGAAGAAGGCUGAGAAGGCCGUGGAGAAGAAAGAGGAGGAGCCCGAAGCCGAGGAGAAGGGAGAGGAGGACGGCAAGAAGGAGGCCGACGCCGAGGAGGAGAAGAAGGAAAGCGAUGAGGAAGGGGAGAAGAAGAAGGCCGAGGAAGAGAGUGGAGAAGACACCAAGGAGGAGGCCAAGAAAGAGGAAGCAGGCGAGAAGGCGGCGGCGAAGGAGGAGGAGGAGGAGAAGCCGGCGGAGACCGCGGCCGUCGUCGUCGUCGACAAGGACAUCGCGCUGUGGGGCGUGCCUCUGCUCCCGAGCAAGGGCGACGAGGCCACGGACGUGGUGCUCCUCAAGUUCCUCCGCGCGCGCGACUUCAAGGCCGGCGCCGCGUUCGAGAUGCUGCUCCGCACGCUCCGCUGGCGCAGGGACUGGACCGGCUUCAGCGGCGACGCCGAUGACGCCGACCUCCCCGAGGAACUCGCGGGCGCGUGCUACCUGGACGGCGCGGACCGCGAGGGCCACCCGGUGUGCUACAACGCGCUGGGCGUGUUCGCGGACGACGCCGUGUACAAGAAGGCGCUGGGCACCGAGGAAGGCAAGGCCAGGUUCCUCCGGUGGCGGGUGCGCGCCAUGGAGCGCCACGUCGCCAAGCUGGACCUGAGGCCCGGCGGGGCCACGUCGCUGCUGCAGGUGACCGACCUCAAGAACUCGCCGGGCCCGGCCAAGAAGGACCUCCGCGUCGCCGUCAAGCAGGUGCUCGACCUGUUCCAGGACAACUACCCCGAGCUCGUCGCAAGAAACAUCUUGAUCAAUGUGCCGUUCUGGUACUACGCGUUCAGCACCCUGUUCUACCCGUUCCUGACGCAGAGGACCAAGAGCAAGUUCGUCGUUGCUCGCCCGUCCAAGGUCACCGAGACCCUCCUCAAGUACAUUCCGAUUGAGGCCAUCCCGGUGAAGUACGGCGGCCUGAAGCGCGACGGCGACACCGAGUUCUCCGCGGACGACGGCGAGGUCACGGAGAUCACCGUCAAGGGAAGCUCUACGCAGACCAUCGAGAUCGAAGCCACUGAGGGUGACGCCACGCUGACAUGGGACCUGACGGUGCUGGGGUGGGAGGUGAACUACAAGGAGGAGUUCGUGCCGGCGGACGAGGGCUCCUACACCAUCAUCAUCAGGAAGGGCAAGAAGAUGGGGUCCGGCGAGGAGGCUGUCCGCAACUCGUUCCGCGCCGGCGAGCCGGGCAAGGUGGUGCUCACCGUCGAGAACACCUCGCACAGGAAGAAGAAGGUGCUGUUCAGGCACAAGGCCAAGAGCGCCUGCGCCAAGAAGUGCUGA